Molecule: messenger RNA, 1123 nt
Organism: Aspergillus fijiensis CBS 313.89
Lineage: Eukaryota; Fungi; Ascomycota; Eurotiomycetes; Eurotiales; Aspergillaceae
Product: FPP/GGPP synthase family protein
Exons: 4
Coding region: 36-1109 (357 amino acids)
Biological process (GO): isoprenoid biosynthetic process
Molecular function (GO): prenyltransferase activity
Source: RefSeq, a predicted model, not a curated record
UCAGGAUAUUAAUUUGCGAGAGUGACUCUAACACAAUGACUGUUGAGCCAGUACCAAAGUCCCAGGCGCUAGGCAUCGAUGAGCACAGCACCUCAUCCCCGCCUGGGAGAAAUGAAUUCUCUGACGAGAAGCCAGCCCCACGUAUCGCGGAGUGGCAACCUCUGCUCGGGAAUCUCGGGGUCCAGGGUGGUAGACCUGAGAUCCAUGGCCACCGAGUAUCAACCAGCCUUGAUCUUAACCAGGAGGAGAUCAUCUCCGGUCCCAUGGAGUACCUGCUCUCCUCGCACGGGAAGAGCUUCCGAGGUAAACUCAUCGCGGGGUUCAACCGACUCCUGGAGGUCCCUCAGGACAAGCUCAAUGUGAUCAGUCGGGUCAUUGAGCUGUUGCACACGGCCUCUCUCUUAAUUGAUGACAUCCAAGACCGGUCCACGCUGAGACGGGGCCUGCCCGUGGCGCACAGCAUCUUCGGGGUCGCCCAGACGAUCAAUUCCGCAAACCAUGCCUACUUCCUAGCGCAGAAACACCUGGAGGGCUUGGGCAACCCGUCUGCUCUCCCCAUCUUCACGGAGGAAAUGCUCAAUCUGCACCGCGGACAGGGGAUGGACCUCUACUGGCGGGACUCGCUAACCUGCCCUACGGAGGAGGAAUAUUUAGACAUGGUGUCCAACAAGACCGGCGGGCUGUUCAGGCUGGCGAUCAGACUGAUGCAGCUGGAGAGCCGAAAGUCAGGGGACUACGUCUCGCUGAUUAACCUCGUUGGAACCAUUUUCCAGAUCCGAGACGACUAUCAGAACCUGAAAGGCGAGGCAUACACCUCUAACAAAGGGUUCUGCGAGGAUUUGACGGAGGGCAAGUUCUCGUUCCCGAUCAUCCACAGUAUCCACCAGGACCUUGCCAACCGGCAGCUACUGCACAUCCUGCGCCAGCGGACCACAGACGAGGCGGUCAAAACAUUUGCGGUGCGGCAGAUGGAAGCGACGGGGAGCUUUCGGUACUGUCGACAGAAGAUCUCGAGGCUGAUGGGCGAGGUCAGGGCCAUUGUCGCGGGCUUGGACGCUGGCGGGUCGGCGGAGGUGAAUGCCAUUCUGGACUUUUUGGAAUUCGAAUAAGUGGGGGACGGGUG